AAACUUGGCCCCGCCCCUUACGUUAGCCAACCUAUCCCGCGGUGGAGCGUCCGCGGUUGGUCUGAUAGGAGCACUUGGCCUGAAGGUCUGGGCGGAUUAUUGGGUACCAGCGGAGAUGGCGGCGGCCGCAGCGAGCCGGGGGAUCCGGGCCAAAUUGGGCCUGCGUGAGAUUCGCAUCCACUUAUGCCAGCGGUCGCCCGGCAGUCAGGGCGUCAGGGACUUCAUCGAAAAACGUUACGUGGAGCUGAAGAAGGCGAACCCGGACCUGCCCAUCCUAAUCCGCGAAUGCUCCGAUGUGCAACCCAAGCUCUGGGCCCGCUACGCAUUUGGCCAAGAGAAGAAUGUCUCUUUGAACAACUUCAGUGCUGAUCAGGUAACCAGAGCCCUGGAGAAUGUGCUAAGUGGCAAAGCCUGAAGCCUCCACUUAGGAUUAAGAGCAACAGCCCCAAAGCCUGGGUUUUGCUGGACUGAGUAUAAUGUGGAGAAAUGUGUUCCUCUGUUCUUUAUAAAGCUUGUGUUGAAAAUGCUGUCUCAGGAUGUUCUGUUUCUCAUUCCACCAGCUACCCCCUUCUUCGGCAAAGCAGUUGAGACAAAGCAAUUGAAUAUAAAAAUAAACUUAUUUUAUUCUGUCCCAUCAAAA
Hippopotamus amphibius kiboko is the source of this 640-nucleotide messenger RNA. RefSeq names its product NADH:ubiquinone oxidoreductase subunit A2 (gene NDUFA2). The record is from RefSeq and is a predicted model, not a curated record. NCBI's taxonomy places the organism in Eukaryota, Metazoa, Chordata, Mammalia, Artiodactyla, Hippopotamidae. The coding region runs from base 116 to 415 and encodes 99 amino acids. The transcript is spliced from 3 exons.